This is a messenger RNA of Iphiclides podalirius (scarce swallowtail), 405 nucleotides long. The record is from the annotation of a GenBank genome assembly. Lineage: Eukaryota; Metazoa; Arthropoda; Insecta; Lepidoptera; Papilionidae.
AUGUUUGCAAGGAAAAAUGCCUACAGGAUAUUUGCAUGUGCACUUCGAGCAAAUUAUGUAACCAAAGCACCAAAGCCUGAAAUCCCAAACAAUCCUUUGAAAACAGUGUACUCUGCUAAUUGUCAAAAAGAUAAUGGAAUAGUGUAUGACAGAAAACCAUUCAAGCUAACUCUUGAAGAAGGGAAAACUUACCAAUGGUGCCUAUGCGGCCGUUCCAAAACACAACCAAUGUGUGACGGCACCCAUAAAGAUAUAUUCCUCAAAGUAACACAGAGGCCAAUAAGGUUUACAGUUGAAAAGACAAAGGAAUACUGGUUGUGCAAUUGUAAACAAACAAAAAAUAGACCUUUUUGUGAUGGGACCCACAAACAGAAGGAGAUACAGGAAGCAAGCAGUAUCAAAGUA